CAUACUACGCUACGAAAAAUGGCGGAACAUAGAACAAACAAGUCGUGACGUUGGACAGUUUGAUAUGUAGAAAGGAAGGAAAAAGCGGAAUUGAUGGCACCAAAACAAACAGAUAGAUAAUCGAUUAACAAUCUUUAAUUGGUAAAUUUACAAAUUAAUUGAAUGACAAUUGGGAUUUAUUCGUUUCUCAGAAUAUUUAUAUUUGUUAUCUGACAGUAGUAGGUUAAAUGGAUUUCUUCUCCACGUAGAUCAAUACGUACCCGUGCUAUGAAUGACCGAUAUAUAAUUUAAAAAAACCUCACUCCUUAUAAUGAUUUAUUAUGACAUUCUUUAUGAGAAAGUUGAGCAAUUUUCGAAUACUUUCAGUAUUUCUUACAUAUGCGAAUAGCAUAUUUAAAUACAUUCGACUCGUUGAUAUAUAGCAGCUACUUUCCUGAUUAAAGUGUAUACGCUUUCGUCUUAUAAGCUUUUUGUGUGUACUGCUCCCAUUCAAUUUGUUUUUUGAGAUUUUCAGAUGAAUAACUCGUAUUUAUUGACCUCUUUAAAUUCGUUAUUAAACUUAUAAAGCUAACAUUUCUAAAUAUAUUGAUUUAACGAUAAAACUAUAAACGUGAAAAGAGGAAAAAAUAGAUAAACUUUCAACAUUUAUUAUUUAUCACAAAUGGAAAGAAUAUAUAGGCAGAUAUAAAGUUUUUCCUAUUCGCAAACUCGAACAAACUAUAUAUACAGUAUAGCUAUAUAUUUAGAUGUAAAUAAUACAGAAAAAUAAAGAAAAAUACUCACCUGGAGUGUUUUUCUAGUAGUGAAUCAAUACUAAUUGUCCUCAAUAAUAUUAAUACCUUUUUUUUUUUAUUAAUUAACUAACUAAUUAAUUUAUUGUAGAAUGAUAAAGAGAUUUUCUUGUUUUGACAAAUAUGAACCACUUAUAUCUUGAAGAUACAAAAAAAAUCAUAAAAAAGCAAAUAUCUGUUAAAAAGAUGAGAAUUGUUUGUCUCUCUAUUUUCAUACUCUAUUGUAUAUUACUGUUCAGCGGCACAUCUGUCAAGAUUGUUUAAAUUGGUUGUAUUAAAUUUAAUUAGUUUACUUCCCUUAGCAACGUGGAAAAAUUCAAUAUUUCUAACAUGCUUUCUUUUCUGUCUGCCUUGCCCCUACCCUCCCCUCUUUCUCUUGAUCUGCCCCAGCUCUCUUAUUUUCCACCACCCCUUCUGUCUUGUAUUUUUCUUAAUUAUUUCGUAUAUAAUGAAUUAUUUAACGAUCCAAUUCGAUUUCCAUCUCAUUUGCUUGAAUAAAGUCGAGCGAACUAUGACAAAACAAAAAGAGGACAGAAGCCCGUCCUUAUCGAGCGUCACGUCAUCGAGCGUCCUGUUGAACAACGAUCAGUUAACACCUCGUAUUGACGUCGGUUUGGUAACGUCUGAUCAAAACGAUAUUCCUCUUAAUCAGUUAGUUCGUUCAAAAGCGAGCUUAGAUAAAAAUCAUUCUCGUCGUCGAUCAAAGAAAUUAAGAAAAAAGGCUUCAGUCAAACUUGACAGUUACAUAGACGAUCUAAAUUACUCAAAAGUCGUAAAGACACUACCUAAAACUAACAACACAGUGAAAGAAAGAGGAACUCAAACUCUUAACAAUACUCCAUCCGAGAGGAACAUCUUGGACAUAAGAGAUUAUUAUAAACAACUCGAUGAGGAAAAACGAAUAAAAGAGGAAGAAGAAGCCAAGUUAGCAAAAGAAGAAGAGCAAGAGCAAACUGAGAAAAACGAAAAAGAUAGCCAAUUAAAAGAAAUUAUUGAAAGUAUAGCCAACCACGAAAAAGGAGUAUGUAAAAUUGAGCUAGUGCACCAACUAUUAGGCUUAAAAUAUGAUGAUGGAUGUCUAAACAUAAAAGUUGAAUGUGCCUGCGAAACUUGUACUUAUAAAAUCGACGAAAUGCCGUCUAAAAUGGAUAAUAAAUGGACUCAAACCCGAAUAAAAACGAAUAAAAUCAUUCCAAUUUUAACCAAACAACAAAGACAUAUUAGAGCUAAUGAUCCUGUAUAUAAUGCUUCAUUUCGAUAUGCAAAUAAUCAUAUAUCCACAUCAAAGUACAACUUUUUAACUUUUAUACCGAAAAAUUUAUUUGAGCAGUUCCAGAGAUUGGCAAAUGCCUAUUUUCUUGCUCUUCUUAUCCUUCAGUUAAUUCCUCAAAUUUCAUCUCUCACUCCACUUACGACCAUUGUUCCUUUGGUGGCCGUGCUAACCGCAACGGCCAUCAAAGAUCUCUUAGACGACAUUAGACGUCAUAGAAGUGAUAGUCAAGUAAAUAAUAGGGAAUCAUAUGUACUGAGAAAUGGAGAAUUUGUUGAAGAAAGAUGGCACAAAGUGGUCGUUGGAGAUAUCAUCAAAAUGGAAAACAAUCAAUUUGUCGCUGCCGAUUUGUUUCUUCUAUCUUCUUCCGAAGAGUCAGAGUUGAUUUACAUCGAAACUGCCGAAUUGGAUGGGGAAACCAAUUUGAAAGUUCGACAAUGCAUUCCUGAUAUAUCCUGCUACAAAGAUGACCAAACAAAAUGGGGGAAUUUUAAUGGCGAAAUAACUUGUGAACCUCCAAAUAAUAACUUGAAUAAGUUUAAUGGCUAUUUAAGCUACAACAAUAGAAAGUUUCCAGUGUCCAAUGAUCAUAUGCUUCUAAGAGGGUGCGUCUUACGUAACACAUCAUGGUGUUACGGUAUGGUAGUCUAUGCCGGUAAAGAUUCAAAGCUGAUGAUGAAUAGCGGUCCGUCAAAAUUCAAAAGAACACACAUUGAUCGUUUAAUGAAUAUCCUAAUAGUUGGAAUAUUUUGCUUUCUUGCGUUGAUGUGCCUUAUAUGUACCGUGGCUUGUGGAGUAUGGGAGACAAUUAUUGGGUAUGAUUUCCAAAAAUAUCUUCCUUGGGAUAGUUAUGUUCCAGGAUCUAUUGCGAAAAGUGACAAAUCUGGGUCAAAGAAUGCAGGAGCGGCAGUCAUCGCUCUAUUAGUCUUUCUCUCUUACGUGAUCAUUUUAAAUACCGUAGUGCCUAUAUCGUUGUAUGUCAGUGUGGAAAUUAUUCGUUUCGUGCACUCACAAUGGAUCAAUUGGGAUAUAAAAUUAUACCAUGAAAAAACCAAUACUCCUGCAUUAGCGAGAACAACAACCCUUAACGAAGAAUUGGGGCAAAUAGAAUACAUAUUUUCCGAUAAGACGGGAACGCUAACUCAGAAUAUAAUGACUUUCAAUAAGUGUACCAUUAAUGGUGUUUCGUACGGACUACCAUAUGAUGAUGAUGGAAGACCUAUGGAAAAACCUAAGCUUGUAGAUUUUAAAAUCAAUAACAAAUAUGGCGAUACAAAUCUGGAAUUUUAUGAUCAUCGUUUGUUAUACAAGAUUAAGAGGGGCGACGAGAGUUGCCAACUAUUUUUUAAACUGUUAUCCCUUUGCCAUACUGUUAUGGCCGAAGAAGAAGAUGGUGAAAUUGAUUAUCAAGCUCAGUCACCUGACGAAGAGGCCUUAGUUAGUGCUGCUAAGAAUUUUGGUUUUGUCUUUAAGUCAAGAGAACCUCGACAAAUCGAAAUAGAAGUUGGGGGAGAAAUCGAAGUACAUAAGAUCCUUGCUAUAUUAGAUUUCAACAAUGUUCGUAAAAGAAUGUCUGUUAUUACGGAAAAGGAUGGACAAAUUAGAUUAUACUGUAAAGGAGCGGAUACAAUGAUUUUUCAACGACUUUCCCCGGAGUGCGAAGAACUAAAGACAAUCACAAUUGAACAUCUAGAUGAAUUCGCUGGGGAAGGACUGAGAACUCUCUGUUUGGCUUAUAAAGACAUCGAUAAGCCCACUUUCGAUGAAUGGAUGGAAAAGUUUGAUGAGGCUGCAUCAGCUUUAGAAAAUCGAGAAGAACUCCUCGACGAAGUUUACGAGGAAAUUGAGCAAAAUAUGACGCUUAUCGGAGCGUCUGCUAUUGAGGACAAGCUUCAAGACGGUGUUCCAGAAACGAUUGCCAAUUUAGCCCUUGCUGAUAUCAAGAUUUGGGUUUUGACAGGUGAUAAGCGUGAGACCGCAAUCAAUAUUGGCUACAGUUGUAAACUAUUAACGGACGAGAUGGCAGAUAUAUUUGUUAUUGAAGAAGAUGAUGAAAAUUUAGUGAGAGAGGGUCUCAAAUCGGCGUAUAACAAAAUAAAAAACUUUAAUAGUAAAACCAACCAAAAGCCUGGUCAAGAAGGAAAUCAUUUCACCAAUCCCCAAAUGAACAUUGGCGAUUCACAGGCUCAUGGAGGUUUCGCACUAGUCAUAACAGGAACAAGUUUAUAUUAUGCAUUACAAAAAAAUAUGGAAAAGUUGUUUUAUGAAACUGCUUCUUCAUGUAAAGCUGUUGUUUGCUGUCGAGUUACACCAGGUCAAAAAGCUUUGGUUGUAUCCCUUGUUAAGAAUUACAAAAAAACUAUUACACUUGCAAUAGGAGAUGGAGCUAAUGACGUUUCAAUGAUUCGAGAAGCCCAUAUCGGAGUGGGUAUAAGUGGACAAGAAGGAAUGCAAGCCGUCUUAGCAUCUGACUUCUCCUUGGCGCAGUUUCGUUUUCUAGAACGUUUGUUAUUGGUUCAUGGACGAUGGUCUUACUUGAGAAUGUGCAAAUUUAUGAAAUAUUUCUUUUACAAAAAUUUCGCAUUUACUUUAUGCCAUUUUUGGUUCGCCUUCUUUUGUGGAUUUUCUGCACAGACGUUAUUCGAUCCGUUUUUUAUCUCCUUCUACAACGUUCUCUACACAUCUUUUCCAGUUUUAGCAUUGGGGAUUUUUGAUCAGGAUGUAAACGAACGCUACUCUCUGCAAUAUCCGAAAUUGUACAAACCGGGACAUUUGGAUUUAUUAUUUAAUAAGAAAGUCUUCGCGCAAUCAGUUGGUGAAGGAGUACUUUCAUCUCUUGUACUUUUCUUUAUUCCAUACGGAGCUUUUCACGAUGCUAUUCGACCGAAUGGCCACGAUCUUGAUUCUCAUAAUGUGUUAGGUGUUGUCGUAGGCUCAAUUUUAAUUGUUGCCAUGACGAUACGAUGUGCUUUGGAUACUGCGUAUUGGACUGGGCUUAAUCAUUUUGUGAUCUGGGGAUCGAUUCUUUUCUAUUUUGGAUUUACUUUCCUAUUUUAUAUCGAUACCUGGGGAUAUUCUUACUUGGGAACAGCACGUCAAUUGAUGAGCACUGGUCUUUUCUGGUUAACUCUAUUGCUUACUGUGGUCAUUAUAAUACUGCCAGUAAUAGCUGAGCGGUUUUACUACAUCGACACCCGUCCGACAUUGACAGAUAAAAUUAGAUUGAAGCAGAAGAUUAGCAAGAGUAAGUCAGCAUCUAAAGAAUUGACCCGAAGUCAAUUCUUGAGACGUUCUAAUAAAACGCUGCGAAGAAGUGGCUAUGCAUUUGCCCACGAAGAAGGUUUUGGAAAACUUAUCACAUCCGGUGUAAUGAGACCAUCAACUGCGGGAUCUUUUAGAUCAAGAAAAAGCGCGAGACGGAGAACCUCAGUUGCCGUCAAUUAAGCGGUUUGUUGUAAGAAGAAUAUUGUUCUGUUAGAGGAAAAAUCUAAGAAAGUAAGCCAUGAAUAUAAUUUACUCAAUCUCUUUCCUCUCUCGAAUUUUUUCUCAAUAUUUUGGGAGAAUUGUACAAAUGCUAUAAAUAAUAAACUUAUUCAUUUGUUAAAAGAAAACAAUCUAAAAAAGUAAUUUAAGUGGGAGG
Messenger RNA from Dimorphilus gyrociliatus, 5701 nucleotides. NCBI's taxonomy places the organism in Eukaryota, Metazoa, Annelida, Polychaeta, Dinophilidae. The record is from the annotation of a GenBank genome assembly.